AUGUAUUCAGACAACGGGACGACGUUCACGGGCGCGGACCGGGAGCUCGCAAGGGCGUAUCGAGCAGCAAUGAAAGACACGAACUUCCAAAACCGAAUUGUCUCUGAGAGAGUAGCGUGGCAUUUCAUUCCCCCUCGCGCCCCUCACUUCGGAGGGCUCUGGGAGGCUGGAGUGCGAAGUGUGAAACACCACUUGCGACGCACCGUGGGCGGUCACACGCUGACUUUCGAGGAGCUUACGACGCUCCUUUGCAAAAUUGAGGCUUGCCUUAACUCCCGGCCCCUCGGGCCACUAACAGAGUCAAUGAACGACUAUGAGGCCCUAACACCAGGACACUUCAUCAUUGGUUCCGCACUCACGGUCAGCCCAGAGCCCUCCUUACUCCAUCUAAACGAAAAUCGUUUGUCAAGAUGGCAGCUCAUUCGACAUAUUACCGAAAAGUUCUGGCGACGGUGGCAGGUCGACUAUGUAAAUUGUCUCCAGCAAAGGGGAAAAUGGCGUAAGGUAAACACCAAUAUCAAAAUCGGCGCGAUGGUUUUACUUCGCGAAACCGCCUUACCUCCAUGCAAGUGGGAGUUGGGGCGAGUCGUACAUUGUGACGCCGGCUCUGACGGACUGGUGCGCGUUGCGACGGUCAAAACUGCGAACUCCGAAUACAAGCGCCCGAUCGCGAAAUUAUGUUUGUUACCGAUCGACAUCGAGUCCACUGCAACUAACGCCGACCAAGCUGACCUCAAGACAAGCACCAAGACAUCCUAA
Messenger RNA from Wasmannia auropunctata (little fire ant), 759 nucleotides. RefSeq lists its product as uncharacterized. NCBI's taxonomy places the organism in Eukaryota, Metazoa, Arthropoda, Insecta, Hymenoptera, Formicidae. The transcript has a single exon. Gene Ontology annotation, biological process: DNA integration. Gene Ontology annotation, molecular function: nucleic acid binding. The record is from RefSeq and is a predicted model, not a curated record. The coding region runs from base 1 to 759 and encodes 252 amino acids.